Molecule: messenger RNA, 931 nt
Organism: Linum trigynum
Lineage: Eukaryota; Viridiplantae; Streptophyta; Magnoliopsida; Malpighiales; Linaceae
Source: the annotation of a GenBank genome assembly
GUCCCCCCUCGCUCCUCUCCUUUCCAUCACCAAAUUUUCCACUUCUAAGUUUUGUUGUCCCUUUCUCUCCUGGCUGUCAAACCAAAACAAAUUAAAACAAGAGGAUUAGAUUUGCUUCCUGAUAUUUCCAGAACUUCACACACUUCUUUCUUUCUUUCCCUGUACCAAAUAAUUAACCUCUCUACUCUCCAUUUUUAGGUUACCUUUUUCUCCAAGAGACCCAGAAAGAAAAACCCAAUUCCCUAACUCUGUUAAUUGUGUCGUGUUUGCUUUACCUUUUCCCCUCCAUACACUCUCGACCAAGCAGGAAGGAAACCCAGAUAGACACCUGGAAAGGGUUUUUUGUUCCUUUUAGUUGGCUGGGAAUCAGGCUUGGAUAUUUUUCUCUGCACGGACAACAGAAGGGAACGAGAAGAGAUGGCGCUGCAGUUGUUCUUCACGGUAGCUUUCUCGGCUAUUCCUUUGACUCUGUAUAUACCGCCAGUGCGGAGCUUGAAUCUGUUUGUGGAGACGAUGGAGGAUCUGGUGAGAGAGUCUAGGGUCUACACGGUCAGGUACUAUCCACGAGCCAGGAACGUCUGGUCAAGACUCUGGAACAUCUUCCUCUGCAAUUUCAGGUUGCGUUCAACUACUACUAGAUGAUCUUUCUUCCCUCCCUAUUUUCUCUUCUUCUUUUGCGCUUAGGAUAAAUAACCAACAGUUGGUUUGUACAUUCUCCUCCCCUGUUUUUGGGUUCUGGGUUCCGGUUUUCCCUUUUGUUUGUUUGAGGAGUUGCCGGUUUACUGCAAUAAUUGGUGCAAUCGCAUCAAGUGGAUCUCUUUCAUUUUGCUAUUGAUAGUGGUUGUGCGCUAGCGCUACGGGACUGUAUAUUGCAGAGAUCAAGUAGUGUUGUGUGUGAUGAUGAGCUUUUGUAUAAAAUCCCAGGCCGUUU